GACAGUCGCUCGCUUUGCUUGUUGUUCGGGGAGUUUGGAUUUUGGUGUCGAUGUCAACAGUCGAUUGUAUUUUUAUUUUGAAAAGAUGCAGUGCCUUGUCGUAAUAAUAAAACUUAAUCUUAUUUAAUAUAUGUUGUAUGUUAGUUGUUAUGAACUUAGUGCUAAUGAUUAUCUCUAAAGUUUAAUGGUUGACCGAUAAAAGUGUGUUAAAAUGUGUGAUAAUGUUUGUGCUUGGUGCUUGGUUUUGUGUUCGUUAUUUCUGUUGGUUCUGACAAAGGAUGGCGUGGAAGCUCAGGGAUUCAAUCGGCCAGCCAAAGACUUCUCAAGACACAGAGUGGUGCAGCCGGUGGUACUCCAUGGCAGGACCAAGAGAGAAAUAUCCACUACUAGAGACAAGAGUGGCACACACCAUCCAGAGUUGGCGGUGACGUUGGACAUCGACGGGGAGAAGCAUAUCCUGGACCUGAGACUGAACUAUGGCCUGGUGACCGCUGACCACACCAUCAGCUAUCAGCAGAAUGGAAACACUGUGGUGCGACAGCCUAAUAAAGAGGAGAUAGACUUAUGCCAGUACUCUGGCAGCCUGAGAGACAAGCCUGGCUCCUUCGCGGCCGUGUCCACGUGUCACGGGCUCAGGGGCGUCAUAUACGAUGGAGAACAGAUGAGGUACAUCGAGCCUGCUGAAGGCGGCGGUAUCCAGUCGAACCACUACAUAUACGACCACACAGAUCUCAAAACACAACACAAACACAAGUGUGGUUACAAUGGAGGGGUUACGAAAAAUGCUACUUACGAUCAAACGCUGUUCGACAAGUAUCACAGGGAGAAAGACGUGGAGAGGAGUAGAGUUAGUCGGUACAAAAGGGACACAUCAGACAUGUUAGUCCGGGGGCCGUACAACGCGAACAAAAUGACGCGCUACGUGGAGUUAGUGCUCGUUUCCGACAACGGCGAGUACUUAGCCAACAGGGAGAGCUUGCAAACAGUGCACCAUCAACUGAAAGACAUCGCCAACAUCAUUAAUGCUGUAUACUCUCCACUAAACAUUUUCAUAGCGCUCGUGGGCGUCGUUGUAUGGACAGAAAGAGACGAAAUAGUAUUAGAAGAGAACGGAGAUACAACUUUGACGAAUUUCCUACAUUAUCGUAGGAAGGUAUUGCUCACAGAUAAAAGAUUACGGAAUGACAACGCGCAUUUGAUCACGCGUCAAAAAUUCAAAGAAGGCGUAGUUGGUAAAGCGUUGAAAGGUCCAAUCUGCACUUACGAAUUCUCGGGGGGCGUUGCGAACAACCACUCGGAAGUUAUAGGGCUCGUGGCCACCACCAUAGCGCACGAGAUGGGCCACAACUUCGGCAUGGAACACGACACGGACGACUGUGAAUGUCCCGACGAUAAGUGUAUCAUGAGCCCGUCCAGCACGUCCGUGAUGCCCACGCAUUGGUCCAAGUGCAGCUUGAGCUCGUUAGUGUUGGCUUUUGCGAGGGGCAUGGAUUAUUGUCUGAGAAACAAACCGAAACAACUGUUCUCGUCGCCGACCUGCGGCAACGGGUUCGUGGAGCCCGGGGAGCAGUGCGACUGCGGGCUGCCGCUGUCCGCGGCGGGCCGCAGCGGCUGCCUCGCGUGCUGCGACCCCGACACUUGCAUGCUGAGGGCUAACGCUAGCUGCGGCGCCGGCGCCUGCUGCGAUCUGCAGACGUGUCGGCCGAAGUCGGCGGGCGUAGUAUGUCGCGCUGCGGAGCGCGAGUGUGACCUGCCGGAGUAUUGUUCGGGAUAUUCUGAGUUUUGUCCCGAAGACGUCUUCAAGAUGGACACCACGCCCUGUGCUAAGGGAGAGGCGUACUGCGUGCACGGGUCGUGCCGCUCGCGCGGAGACCAGUGCCGGCUGCUGUGGGGCGUCACCGGCGAGAGCAGCCACGACCGCUGCUACACCAGCAACAACAUCAAGGGUUCCAAGAACGGUAACUGCGGCUACGACCGCGAGACACAAGUGUACCGCGCAUGCGCCGCCGCCGACGCCAUGUGCGGCAUGUUGCAGUGUCGACACCUCAACGAAAGGCUGGAGUUCGGCAUGGAGAGUGUCGCCGUACUCAACGCUGUCUUCAUCAACAACAAUGGUACAAUAAUUCCGUGCCGCACCGCCAUCAUAGACCUGGGGCUCAGCGACGUGGACCCCGGCAUGGUGCCCGACGGCGCCCAGUGCGGGGCUGCCCAUAUGUGUCUGAACCAGCGUUGCGUGCCUGUGGAGUACGUCCGCGAGCUGAUCAGUCAGAAACAGUCGUCCGUCUGUCCGUCCAACUGCUCCGGACAUGGAGUUUGUAAUUCUGAAGGUCACUGUCACUGCGAGGCGGGCUUCGCGCCGCCGCAGUGCGCGCUGCCGGGCGCCGGGGGCUCCGUGGACGCGGGGCCCGCCACUGAUCCUAACGUGCAACACAACUUCAUGGUGGCCAUGUACAUCAUAUUCCUCGGAAUCAUUCCCUCUAUCCUCCUCAUUCUGUUCCUCAUUUACUACUCGCGGCACAACGUCCUCAUGUGGUGGAAGAAACCAAGAAAAUCGGUACAGUCACCGAAAAAAUCAAGUCUACAACAGCGUCUGUCUCGUAGCGCCAGCAAAUUCGCGGCCAACUUCCAAGGGGGCUCCCCGGGCGCCGCCGCGCCCGCCGUCCACACGUUAUCCAACCCUGACGACAUGUCCUCGAGCCUUCUAAGAAACGACUCAGACAGAAGCCCUUCAGGUAACCUAAACCCAACAGCCUGCCCAGCAUUCUUCGGAAAUUUCAAAGGUUUCUCCCUAACGCCCAUAGACAAAAAUCAAACAGAAGAACAACCGAAGACCCAAGACAAAAGCGCUAAAAUCACACCCGUACACAGAAGCAGUAGUAUCACUCAGACAACCAAACCAAUCUUGAGGACCGCCCCGCCACUCCCAGUCGUGCCGGUCACGGCGAAAACCAGCCCGAAAUCCAGUCCGUCGGUGAAAAGAACCAAUAGCACUGUGCAAAACAGGAUCAAGGCUCUGAUUGGCGAAAAAGAUGAUGCUACUCCGUCGAUACCCCCGCCCCGACCGGUCAUAUCUAGCCCCAUUCUAGAAGCUUCCACUUGCACAGCUAAAGAACUGAUAUCUCCUCUUCAAGGCUCGAAAACAUUAGGUCCAAUGAGAACAGCUCCUACUAUCCCGAAAAAUACACCAGAUUUACCACAAAGACCUUUGAGCAUGCACUCCGCGACAGUCCCAACCAAACCUUUGCCAGAAGAGCCCAAAAAAGUCAAAGAAGGAAUAUCAUUAAAUAGAAUAGCGUCUUUCCUGAAACAAGAGAAACCGAAGGAAAAGGAGAGGAAUCCAGUUGAAAGGAGUAACUCUCUCCCAAAAAACCCCAUCCAUCAAAUCAAAUUCCCGAAAACCGACAAAGGUACACUGAGGAAUUUACAAAUUUCGAACCCUAUUUUGCAAAAAGAUAUAGAAUUGCCUGUUAAUACUGUGCCUGUGGUAUCUGAUUCUGAGGACAACGAAGAUUCUAAGCCCUUUGUCAAUCGCGCUCAGAGCAUGAGAGCGCCGGCGACUCAAAAACCUAAUAUCCAAAGUUUUGGCUCUAUGAGGCAAACAGCUGGUACUGUGAGACCAUUGUCUAUGGUCGGGCGCCCUACCGCGCCUCCUCCUCCUCUACCCAACGACAACCAAACCUAUCAAACUCCCAAGGAAACCGACAAAUCGACUGAUUACGUAGAUUGCAUUGAAGAGAAACAAGCUCCUCUCGCGCAUAUCGACGAAGAAUCUGGUGACAAUAUCUAUGCGAUCAUUGAAGAAAGCCCAAUAAAACACGCGAAAUCUUUGCCCGGGGCCUCUCAACCGAUUCCAACUAAACCUCAACCGCCGCCGGAAGGAUAUAUGACUCCUAAAAGCAUCCCUUCUAAUUCUGGAAGCGCUGAAAGCAUGGGCUUACUCGGAGAAAUCGUCAACGAAAUUCAGAACCGAAAUUUCGACUCGAUAUAUUCCGCUUCUACUCUUGCAAGAAAGAAAGCGAAGAAGGAAAGCGCUGAAAACAAUAGAGACAGCACAUACAUGAAUACGGAUCAUUAUAGAGCUCCAGAGAGUGUGUACAGCAACUCUGGCGCGAAAUCCACCGCGUCGACGACUAGCAGCGGAUAUUUACACCCGUCUGCGGUCAAUGUGCCCACCUUUCAGAAGGAGCAAGACAGAGACGACAACGAAAAAGCACCUCCGUCCCCAACGUUAAAAGGGUCUUCCAAAAUACCAACAUUUACGAGGCAGGUCACACCGCCUGCCCUCAAAACGAGCACGUUCAAAAAUGUACCGCAGUCGCCAAAAAACGGGAAUAGAAAUCCGAAUUUGACGCAGAAAAUUACGAACAGCCCUGACGUUGUAUCAAGCUGUUCUGUUGCUGAUACAAAGGUCAAAGCACCAGACGUCGUCAAUAACAAUAAGGUUCCAAACGAGCCACCGAAAGUAGCAACAAAGCCUACAAUUAAGAUUGACAAUAGGCCGCCGCUUAGACCGGCACCGACGAUCGACAAAAAGCCGUCAACGAAACCGACGCCAUCUUUAAAAAAUCAAAACGUCAAAGACAAAAAUCCGACCGUGCUCCGUGCCAAUUCCAAAACAGACUCUAACGUGAAAGCCAUAGCAGAUAAUUUAAAUAAAAACAAACCUAAAGUUGUGCCUAAGCCCAGUAAUAUAGUGCAACGGACUGACUCGAAUGUGAAACAAAAUUCUACUAAAUUGAGCUCCAAGCCGUCGAAUGUUGCCAGUUUGCAGCAGAAAUUUGAAAAUAGAAAGUCUUUUGGGAAGGAAGUCAAUGUAGCGAAAAAAUAGGAUUAAAGUUAUACUUGUUGUACAUUUUUUUGUGACUUGAGGCCUAGGAGUGGACCUUCUAAGGAUCGAGAUUGUUUCCCCCACAAAACCAUUAUAUGUGCCUAAGUCAAAGGCAGUAUUUAAAGACCGCCCUUUGUGAUUGUAAUCAUUGGUUUAGUUGAAAGUUGAUUUGGAACUAGGAAUGCUAUUUUUUUUUCACUUAUAUUAUUUUUUACAAAAAUAGCACUUAAAUGUAAUAAAAUAUUGAUUUGCAUUUGUUACGUGAAAAUUAAACAAAAUCAUUUUAAAAAAACCACUUAAUUAAUUGUGUUCUGGGGGUCAUAAAGGCUUGUAAUUAUCUAGUCUAGGAGCAUAUUUUUAAAGUCUUUCAAGACAUUGAACUAUUACCUAAAUAACUAGAUUUCUGAUAGAAAUUUCAUUACACUAUUGAAAUCGAGAUUAUUUAAAAAAAAUGUUACUGGCAGCUGCUAGAAUAAGGUAAAAAAUUAUAAAAUGGCGGUCAUAUAUAAUGAUACAUUAUUAAGUAAGAUCCGUUUUUUCUUACGAGUCCUAACAUGUAAACAAUUACAAUACUUAUUGUUGAAAAGAAAUAAAAUAUAUAGGUCAAAACCUAUACAUUAUAACGAGAAGCAUAUAUGCAUAUAACCACGAAAGUAAUUUCCGAAAAUUUUAAUUUAUAUUACUGUAAAAUCAUAAAGAGACAUGGUCAGAUUGUUGACAUAACAACACUUGUGAGGAAAACCGAUCUUUACGUACAUGUGUUUAUAUUUUUGUAAGAAACAGCAGAUAGCAAGUUCGCGAUUAAUGUAUAUUAUUUAAUAUUAAUUGAAAAAAAAGUACAUACGAUUGUACAAAUAGUUAUUUAGAUCUCUAUAAAUACUCUCCAAUAAAUGAUAAUGAUUCAAGAUCAAUCUGUGUCUUAAAUAUGAGGAAACAUUGCUUUGUUUGUAUUUUUAUAAACAUAUGUUUGUAUAUGCAAUAUUUCAUAUAGAUACAUGCUGUGUGGAGUUUUGUAUAAUUUGAGUUAUAUAAUAAGUAUUUUGAGAAAUAUUUGUAUGGGAUUAAAUGAACAUAAUAUGUUAGAGUCUAUAUACGAGUAUAUUUAGGAAGAAAUUAAAUCAGCAAUAUAUAAAAAUGCCUGUAUACUCUUGCUGAACACAUUGAUAUAACUUAUUUUUAUGAGAAUUUUCAAAUACAGUAAUGUUGUCUAAAAAAAUCUAAAUAAUUAAUUUGAUCAUAUGGCGAUUAUAAUAUAAAUUCACUAAUUUGAGCAUAUCAUUGAAAUAUCAAAGGAAAAAGAAUCAUGCAUACACAUCCAGUGGUCAGAACCAAAAAAUCUAUAAUAAAAUGAUAUAGAUAUAAACGAAAUAAUUAUAUUUAAAUGAUGAAGGCUAACGCGAGUGAAUUCGCCGCUAGGAGCGCUCGUAGUGAAAGGUCCAUUUCUAUAGAAAAUUUGAAAAUGUUUUGUGCGCAUGUGCGCUUUUUUUUAAUGUCAGCCAUAGUAAAAGGAACUCGUGCUACUAAUGCCAGAUUCAAAAAAUCAGGUAUAUAAUAGGCUUUUAACCUUUACGAAAAGAAAACUAGCAAGGUCACACUCGAUUACAAGUGACGGUUACUUAGUAGGAGGCUCUGCCUACCCCGUUAGCAAGACUAUACAGGCUGGUACAUAUAUUUUUAGUUACUGGUGCUAGGCAGCUUUCAACGAAAUAUGUAUUUUUAUAUGUGUCCAAAUGCGAUGGUGUUGAGAUUAUUAUAGGCAACAGUCAUGUGUUUAUUCAAUGAUAAGAAUUAUUUGCACAAUUCUCUAAUACAUAUUGUUAAUUUAAAUGUCAAUGUACACUUAAGGCGUUUAGUUCUAACUCCAUAUUUUCCCUCUUAGCUUCGUACGAGGCGACAUAGGGGCCUUGAUAGCUAAUAAGCUACAACAACAUUCCCAAAGACCGUUGACGUCAGGCCGGCGGCCGGCCGUAAAUAAAUGAUUCUUCAAAAGUUACGGUCGAAAAUGCAACCAAUUAAAGAGGAUGCGAAAGAACAAACAUUUAUCUUAUUAGUAAUUUUUAUCUGUAUUUUGAUAAUGGUAAUGGAAUUACCAAGCUAUUACUUUAUCAAAAUAAACUAAUUAUUUAUUUGCGUGGAACUUAUUUAUUAAUUACAAGGUUUGUCAUAUCAUUUAUUUGCAAACCAAGUGACAAUACAGUGUAGUUAUUAAUAACAGACUUAUUAUAGGAAUUAUUUUACUAAAAAAAAAGACUCAAUUGACAUUUACAAUUUCUAUAUAUUAUUGGUAAUUCCGAAAAAUAAUAACACAUUUUUUUACCUAUGAUGAUAUUGCAUAAUAAUAUACAAAAUUCUACUAUAUAUUUUUUAAAAUAAACAAUUUGAGUGCGUUUGGCCUGAAUCUAGCCUGAUAGGAAAGACGUGUUACACGUAACCUCAAACAAUGCCCUUUAAUCAUAUUUUAUAAUACUGUAAUAGGAUACAUAAUAUUGUGUACAUACAAAUAAAUAUUCAUACAAUUUAUCGACGUAGUAAUAUAUUUUGAGAGGAUUGUGCAAAAGUCGUGUUUUCACUGCCAGCUUGGUACAAAAUAUGGUGCUGAUACGUCGCAAAACUGUAAAUCCAAUGCAUAUUAUAAUUUUGUGGUACUUUGGUCCUCUACUUGUCAACUAGUAACAGUUUUACAGGUCUGCCCUAAGAGGCAGGCCUCAUGCUACGUCGCCCUCCGUUGUUUUAAAUAGGUUAACAAAAAAAAAUUCUUGUUCCUUCGUGGGACGUCAAUGCAAUAGAAGACGACGGAGCGCAAAGCAGCAAUGUGGCCUGGCUCUGUGCUAUUUUACUAUAAUGCUUUGAGUCAGAAAUCGCAAGAAAAUUAUAUUUAUAUGAUAUAUAGUAGCUUCUGACCGUGCCUUGCUUUGUAUCGCUCGGGAAUAGAACAGCCCAAUAGAACUUAAACUUGACAAGUAAUGGACAAGAUUUUAAUUAAUAAAUAUUAAUUUAUAUCGAAAUAGUGUAGAAAUGUAUGGUGUGCGUGAUAAUAACAUUAAUUAUAUACGGCAAAAGUAUAUUCUAUGAAGAGUUAUUGUAACGAGCAUUAGUUACGUAAUUUUGUUUUUAGACAAUUUUCACGCUGGUCUGGGAGCGAAAAUAUACCCAUAGAUUGUGCCAGCUCUCCCGCGCAGAUUGUAAAAGUCAAUCAAGGGAGAGGGCUAUAAUUUGUAGAUUAUUUUCAUAGGCGAUGGGUUAGUAAACUACCACAAUGUAUUUCCAUUCCACCAAUAAUAAGUAUACAGCUAAAUGUAGUCUUCGUUAUACAACUCUUGAUUCUGUCUGCCCCGUAAGGGAUAGACGUGAUACUGUAUCUGUAUUUAGACGAAUGGCAUAGUAUACAUUUUCUUUUUCAACAUCAACUUCAGACAUAUACCUCAUUUUACAAUAGGUAUUGUAAAUAGUUUUUGAAUAAUUAUUAAGUGAUUGUAAAGUUUAUUUGAUUAGUAGGGGUUUUUUUAAUAUGAAAAGACUGCAUUUUUAAUGUCACGAAAAUUAUUCCAAUUUAUAGAGCUACUUAAAAUUAAAAAUAAUAAUGAUAAAAAAAUAUUUCACUCACUUUUCAAUUCAAAUAUUGAUUUGAACCUUUUCUCAUCAUAAUUAAUAAUAUAACCGAUCAAGUUUAAAUUUGUAGUUGUGAUAUCGCUUACAAAUAGUUUAAUUUCGAUUAUUGUAAAUAUGUAACCAAAGAAAUUAAGUAUCCCAUUACACUGGGACUUUCUAUAGUAAAUAUUUUUUCUUUUUUAGUGUUUACAUUUGGCCGAUACAGAAUUGAAAUGAAUUUUUUUUAUGAUGAAUUUACUAAUAAGUGGAUGAAGUAAGAGGUUACUUAUCAAAGAACAAAUGAAUCUCAAAAGCUAUUUUUUAUUACAGUAGAAUAUGUGGAUGUUACCACUAUUUUUGUUGGGUACUGCCCUAAAGGAUUUACUUGCUUAUUUUGUAUGUAUUAUUAUUUAUUACUAGCUUUUGCCCUUGGCUUCGCCCGCGUUUACUUCAUGUAUCUACUCAUAACUUAUUAUUGUCAAUAUCUCGGGUUCUAAGUAAUGUAUAGCGAUGUAACCUAUACCAGGUUUUAAGUUAGACCAUCCGCUAUACAAUUGUGAAAGCCACAUCUCGAAAAAUAAUCAGGUAGAUAAAAUGUCUCCAGAGAUCAAAAAGUCACUUGUUUAAUGUGACAAAACCUUGAGUUUGACUAUAGAAUGUGUGAAUAAUUACUUGACUUGUGUAAUAAUUAGAUUAAUUUUUAAUUGAAGACUGUGAAAGAUUUAUAAAUAUUACUUUAUCACACUUAAAUUUAUUAUAAGCUAUUUCGCAAAUAGGUGCACUUUGAUUUUAGCAAUCUAUAGGAAGGGAUACAGAAUACGUCCUUUUCGAAAAUGUUCAAAGAAUAAAUUUAUUUAAAUGA
Messenger RNA from Plodia interpunctella (Indianmeal moth), 9278 nucleotides. RefSeq names its product disintegrin and metalloproteinase domain-containing protein adm-2-like (gene Meltrin). Gene Ontology annotation, biological process: membrane protein ectodomain proteolysis. Bases 212 to 4828 code for a protein of 1538 amino acids. Lineage: Eukaryota; Metazoa; Arthropoda; Insecta; Lepidoptera; Pyralidae. The record is from RefSeq and is a predicted model, not a curated record. Gene Ontology annotation, molecular function: metalloendopeptidase activity. The transcript has 17 exons.